CUGAUGAUAUGUUAAACGAUAAUGAACUAGAGAAUGCUGAUUAUAUGUUAAAUGAUUGUGAAUUGGAAGAUACUGAUGAUAUGUUAAAUGAUUGUGAAUUGGAAGAUGCUGAGAUAUUUUAA
Racocetra fulgida is the source of this 122-nucleotide messenger RNA. The record is from the annotation of a GenBank genome assembly. NCBI's taxonomy places the organism in Eukaryota, Fungi, Glomeromycota, Glomeromycetes, Diversisporales, Gigasporaceae.